Messenger RNA from Anopheles stephensi (Asian malaria mosquito), 1850 nucleotides. RefSeq lists its product as uncharacterized. The record is from RefSeq and is a predicted model, not a curated record. The transcript is spliced from 2 exons. NCBI's taxonomy places the organism in Eukaryota, Metazoa, Arthropoda, Insecta, Diptera, Culicidae. Gene Ontology annotation, cellular component: extracellular matrix. Bases 621 to 1850 code for a protein of 409 amino acids.
UGACACUUGCGUUGCGCGAGUAGGCAUGCACACUAUUCGGAGUAAAUUAUGCACUUUUCAUGCAAAGAAUUGCAGCCGAGCGAAACUCGAGAGCGAAUUUCUUAAUGUGGUACCUUACUCAUCGCAACUCAGUGAUGAGAUUACCAUUACCCGACUUCGACUGAAGGAUAAUAAUGAUGAACUUCUCGGAAAACCAUUUUCGGAGUGUUUGCGAUGCUGAAUUUGGGUGAAAAUCUUGUCGUAUUACAUCCGCCUAAUUUACCUCUACCCUUCGAGAACUGGAGUUCGAUCCUGACCUACACAGUAAAAUGUAUGACAAGUAUCAAAUGGCUAAAUCUAAUCUAGUUUGUCAGCAUGCAACACACUCAAUGGGAACUUGAAUUAAAAUCGUAUCAAACAGAUGUCGCAUUUUCCAGGAAUAUGAUUCAAUUUGAAUGUAAAUUUGAAAAUAAUGUGACAAUUGCCAUUCAUCCGGCAAGCAGUAAGUAAUGCGUCAACAAAAUUGCGAUAGGGUUGGAGAUGUUUAUAAAAAUGUCCAAGAGGGCGAAUCGUACGAUCACUUGCCUGAACGGUGCGUUUCGUGUGCGGUCUCUUGGUGUGGAGAGGUUAUUGUGUAAAAGAUGUUUCUUUUGGGAAGUCUUGUUCUGCUGGUUAGUGUGACGCAGCGGUGCGUGUCGGAAGCGAGCGCAUCGCAAUUUACGUACGUUGAGGGAAAUGUGUCCUGUACGAUCAUUAAUCUCACCAGCGAUAGUGACACUAAGGACUACGCUUUUCUCACCAAUAACACGGAGGAGCUGGUAUUCAACAAGGCCAGCAUAGACGUGCUCGAUCUAACCAAGCCGCUCGCCACCAUUGCACCUUGGAAGAUUCUGAUAAGUCACUCGAAUGUUACGCGCAUAAUUUUCCCUGCUCAGAUGAGUCCGAGCGUAGUGCAUCUGCUGGAAAUGAACGUUGACGAUGUGAAUUUCGAUGAGAACAUUAGCUUGCAAGAUUUGCGAGCGGACUACACGUCGCUGCAAGUGAUUUCGCCCACGGUAUCGAAGCUGCACGCGCUGGACAUACUCUGGGUAACUCAUUCCCAGCUGGCCAACUUUAGCUUUGACGUGCUAGAAAACUCCUCCGUGUCCCUGCUGUAUCUGGUGAGCAACAAGAUUGAAUCGGUAACGAUUUCGCCGGGGGUGGUGUGCUGCCAAAGUUUGGAAGAAAUCUUUCUGUCCGAUAAUCUGCUCACCACGCUAGACCUCGGCACUGUUGCAUUGAUGAGCAAGCUGAAGACUCUGUUUUUGGAAAACAACAAACUGACCGAUUUGUACGCGAAUGUUCCGAGCGCAAACCAGACGCAAAUGUUGCACCCAGGAAUGGAGGACGAACGUGAACGUGCUGAAUUCUGUUCGUGGCGUCAGUACUACAUUAGCCAAGAGCAGACGGAAGAAGAGCUCAGCACGCCCAGCUGCACGGACUAUUUUGCUACGCUGCUAUCGCUUCAUCUCGCUCGCAACAAUAUUGUGCAUGUCAAUUUCAGCAUCUUCAGCUUGAUGAAUAAUCUGAAUUCGCUGGAUUUGUCGAAAAAUCGGUUGAUCGAUUUGAUUGCUCCCGACGAUGCGGUACCGAUCAGGCUGAGCGAGCUGUUCGUUUCAAACAACAACAUAACGGAGGUCUACUUGAAACCGUUCGUCUCGAUGAAAGCAAUCUAUCUGUAUGACAAUAAUGUGAAGGGCUUGAAUAUGAGCAGCUUGCCGGACGAUCUAGACUAUUUAAAUCUCAUCAACAAUCCGCUGAAUUGCGAAGCUUUGCCCCAUUUGAAUCGACGCUCCGCGAUACCGGUCUUAGGUCCGUACACGGAAUGUUGA